Closterium sp. Yama58-4 is the source of this 3489-nucleotide messenger RNA. The record is from the annotation of a GenBank genome assembly. NCBI's taxonomy places the organism in Eukaryota, Viridiplantae, Streptophyta, Zygnematophyceae, Desmidiales, Closteriaceae.
AUGGAGGAAGGCAGCGUGAAUACCGAGACCGGGCUGGUUAUGAAAGAGGGAGGGUAUACGGACAAAAUGACGCAACAGCGACGGAGGAAACUAGCGACAACCUUUGGAACGCAAGUCGACGCUAUCAUGCGAAGAAAUCUCGCUUAUCAGAAACGCAACUGGGGCAGCAACCUGUGCUUGGUGAGCCUCCCGGCCUUCAUGUGCAUCUUCCUCUUCCUCAUCCAACUCCUCAUCACCAACGUCCUUAACGCGCGCUUCAAGUGCGGCUGCGGCUGCCCCACGGAAUUCAAAAACCCCGACGGGUCCUGCCAGCCGGGGAAAAAAGUCUGCGGGCCUCAGUAUACAGACAAGCUCGGGCAGAUUGCGUUUUGCGAGUUCCCGCACCCGCCAGCGUGGCCGGCGUUUCUGCAGGUGCCGCCCGAGAAUUUCCGGGCGGCGGACUGGGGGUCGGGCGGCGGACUGCAGGGGUCGGGCGGCGGGCUGCCGCCCAGCAGCUGCCGGGUGAGGCCGGCGAACUUCUCGGCUGAUCAGUCGACGAGCAUGGAGGGCAACGGCACGUACCCGUGCUUUAACUCGGUCUUAUACACGGGACAGAACCGACGCAUCGCUGACAGCAUCGGCUCCAAGCUCAUCCCGGACGUGCCUCUCUUCUCCCUCCAAACCGCCAAGAAGAAGCAGAGCGUCAUGCUCUACCUCACCGAUCCUCCCUUCAACCAAACCUCGCCGCCAGCCGCGGUAGCAGCAGCAGGUCCGGGAGCGAGGCGAGGCCUGCGGAGGGUAGAAGAGGUGCUUCCAAUGGACGUGGUGCGGCGAGUGAUUCAGGAGGCAAGCAAAUGGGAAACGGCCUCACGCACGGGGUGCGGCGCCUCUGUUAAUUCCGCCUCUGUUAACUACGCUCAGGAGCGAAACCCCCGUCGGGUACUGCAAGCCAACAACGGUAACUGGGAGACGGACACAGGUUCGGGCGGCAGCUUUGGCGGUAGCAGCGGCGGGGCGGGCGGCGGCGGCGCGCUGGGCGGGAUGGCGGGCGGGUUCGGCAACAUGACGAGCGCAACCGGGCCCAACGCGACGAACUUCGGCGUUUUCAACUUCACCAAUACGUCUUACAUGAUCCCUGCGAUCACGUAUGAUAUGGCGUAUGUCCCGCCCGGGUCUAGCACCAUGCGCGGGUGGUCGUUGUAUACGGAGGAGGCGCUGGUUGGGUCUGCGACAACGGGGAAAACAAGGAACGUGACGAUUUAUCUGAUUCAGCCCAGCUGCGCGAAAUACAGCCUGCUGCCGCAGAGCUCCAAUAUCGCGUUUUCCGGAUUCAACAUGACCAUCCGCAUCGAGUGUCUGGUCACGCUCUCCCUGUGGCGAGCCAACACCUCCAAUAUCAAUGAUGAUCUCUACCAUGGCUACUACCAGGGCAACCCCUCCGCCAUCCCCAACCAGUACAUGUCCGCCUACGACUUCCAAAACUCCUCCGCCUCGCUCUUCCGCACGCAGAUCUGGUACAACGCCUCCUACUCGCGCGCCUUUGCCCUCGGCGGCUCCUCCGCUCUCAUCCGCUUCCCCCGCUCCAUGAACCUCGCGGUCAACGCGUUUGUGAAGGCCUUGCUCAGCCCGAACGCCACGAUUCCGCUGCUGUACUUGAAGGAUUUUCCGCGGCCGCAGGAUUCGGUGGGGUUGGACUCUGCGACGCUGCUGGGGCCGCUGUUUUACCUGUGGAUGCUGCAGCUUCUGUACCCCGUGUUUACGUCGAGCCUGGUGUAUGAGAAGGAGAAGAAUCUGCGGAUGAUGAUGCGCAUGCAUGGGCUUAAGGACGGGCCCUACUGGCUGAUCUCCUACUCCUACUUCACCAUCAUUUCGAUUAUCUUCAUCGCCGUCUUCCUUAUCGCUGGCUUCAUCAUCCAGCUGAAAAUGUUCACUGCAAGUCCAGUAGGCCUGCAGCUGCUGGCCUACGGGGUGUUCAUCUUCAUGCAGAUCUCCUUCUCAGUCCUCACCUCCACCGCAUUCAACAACUCUAAAGUUGCAACGGUCGUCUGCUACUUCUAUGUGUUUGGCUCGGGGCUCAUGGCCAACUUCCUCUUCCGCCUCUUCCUCGACUCUCAGAGCUCUUCAACCGGGGUGUUGAUUGCCCUGCAGCUCAUCCCUGCCUUCUCCAUCUACCACUGUCUCUACGAGUUCGCCAACUCAGCAUAUGACGCGGCCGUGAUGAACGGAGCUGGCACGCUGACGUGGCAGUCGGCCCAAAACGCGGGGUUCUUCACGGCGGUCCUCAUCCUCCUUAUAGAGGCGCUCGUUUUCCUGCUAGUGGGGCUGUAUCUGGACCAGGUGGUGGCGGUGGGUAGCGGCGUGAGGAAGCAUCCCCUGCUGGGGCUGCAGAAGCUGUUCAAGAAGGGCAAGAGGCAGGACGCGAGGAGGAGCAGUGUGAUGGAGGAGGGAGCGGGCGAUGAGGACAAGCCGGAUGUGAUGGAAGAGCGAGCUCUGGUGGACUCUCUGUUGCACUCCGAAUCCCCACCAGCCUCGCCACACUACUCCAUCAUCUGCGAUCAUCUCAGGAAGGUCUACCCGGGAACCGACGGCAACAAGCAGAAAGUCGCCGUGCGGGACCUCUCGGUCGCCGUGGCUAGAGGGGAGUGCUUUGGCAUGCUGGGGCCAAACGGGGCGGGCAAGACGACGACGCUGAGCAUGAUGAUGGGGUUCCUCAAGCCGAGCGAGGGCGAGGCCAUCAUUGAAGGCAUGGGGAUUGUCGACGACAUGGACGCGAUUUACUCCAUCAUGGGCGUGUGCCCGCAGCACGACCUGCUGUGGGAGCAGCUGACAGGCAGGGAGCACCUGCUGUUCUAUGGGCGGCUGAAGAACCUGCGCGGGCAGGAGCUGAAGGAGGCAGUGGAGAAAUCCCUCAAGAGCGUGAACCUGCUGGCAGGGGGCGUGGGAGACAAGGUGUCGGGGCAGUACAGCGGCGGCAUGAAGAGGCGGCUCAGUGUCGCCAUCUCCCUUAUAGGCAACCCCCUUGUUGUGUACAUGGACGAGCCGAGCACUGGGCUUGAUCCGGCGUCAAGGAAGCUUCUGUGGGAUGUGGUGAAGGCUGCCAAGAAGGACCGAGCGAUUGUGCUGACGACCCACUCAAUGGAAGAGGCCGAAGCUCUCUGUGACAGGCUCGGCAUUUUCGUGAGCGGGCAGUUUGAGUGCAUCGGUAACGCGCGCCAGCUCACCACGCGUUACGGCGGGACGUACGUGCUGACGGUUACCACUCCCCUGGAAGAAGAGGAGAACAUCGGGCGGGUCGUAAAUUCCAUCUGCCCGAACGCGAAGCGGAUCUACAGCCUGGCGGGCACGCAAAAGUUUGAGAUGCCCAUGGCUGAGGUGGAGGUAGCAGAUGUGUUUGCGACGAUUGCGUCUGUGCGCGACCAAAUGUCGAUCAGGGCAUGGGGCUUCACCAACACGACUCUGGAGGAUGUGUUUAUCAAGAUUGCCAAGACUGCGCAAGCUACACCAGUUUGA